Molecule: messenger RNA, 4687 nt
Organism: Harpegnathos saltator (Jerdon's jumping ant)
Lineage: Eukaryota; Metazoa; Arthropoda; Insecta; Hymenoptera; Formicidae
Gene: Usp20-33
Product: Ubiquitin specific protease 20/33
Exons: 5
Coding region: 222-2981 (919 amino acids)
Biological process (GO): protein deubiquitination
Molecular function (GO): zinc ion binding; cysteine-type deubiquitinase activity
Source: RefSeq, a predicted model, not a curated record
AAAAUGAACAUUGCGUGUCAUUACAGUCGGACUCGUGGACAUAAGAACACAAGUGGCAAUACGUUUACAGCAUAAUCAUAACGAUGACGACGAUGACAACGACGAUGAUGACACGCAACACGUCAUGAACCGCGCGUAAGUCCGAACGGUGAUCCUAGCCGCAAGAGAAGGCGAGAAUCAAGAAGAGACGACGAGAACACGACGACGAAUUAUCCCGCGGAAUGCCGAUUGUCGUGAGAAACUGCCCGCAUCUGGCCAACCGCGGCGAUCUCGCCGUCAUCGAGGCGGCAGUCACCCAGGAGGAACGUUUUCUCAAGUGCAAUGAUUGCAACACGGACGGACCUAACCUCUGGCUAUGCUUGUUUCCUGACUGUCGCUGGGUCGGUUGUUCGGAAGCGCACUUCGACCACAGCACCACCCAUAAUCAGAACUUCCCGAACCACUGCGCCCACAUGAAUCUGUCCACCAACAGGAUAUGGUGCUAUUCUUGCAAGAGGGAGAUCUUCGCCAGACAUAUACCAUCGCCACCGGUGUCGCCCACACAGGUAGAAUUCAAGACAAUGGGUAACAAGUUCGCCGGAGAUCUUCCUAACAAUGUGGAAUGCAAGUUUGAUGGUUUGGACAGAUUCAUGCUUGAUAAAUUCUAUGGAGAGUGGUUUGUGAACAGGAUGAAUUCGGAUAAAGGCAGCUCAUUCAAUGAAAAGUCUGGAGAUUCUCCCGACAGUACAGACUCAGACGAGAGCAAAGACUUCUCUGGGAAGCCGAGAGGCCUAGUGGGUCUGCAGAAUAUUGGCAACACAUGUUAUAUGAAUGCAGCGUUGCAAGCAUUAUCCAAUAUAUCUCCCUUGACGCAGUUCUUCUUGGAUUGUAGUCCUAUGGUCAACUACAUGUCUAAAGACAGGAAACCAGGGCUGAGCGUGAGUUACUUGAAUCUCAUUCGGGACAUGUGGAAUAAGAGAACUCGGGGAUACGUUGUGCCGCACGGCAUUCUCUCCGGCAUUCGCACCGUUCAUCCGAUGUUCCGCGGUUAUCAUCAGCACGACACUCAAGAAUUCCUCAGGUGCUUCAUGGAUCAGCUUCACGAGGAGCUGAAGGAGCACAUCGAAGACGACCGAGACGUGCAACUGCGGCUGAAAGGACUAGGUGAUCAUUCCUCAGAUGAGGAUGAGACCGAGAUGGAUGGCAACGCGUCCAGCCAGUCCGAUGCCGAAUACGAGACAUGCGAUUCAGGCGUAAGCGAACAGAGUUCUCUGAGUGACGAGGGUGAACGCGGCACUAAGAGACGAUAUUCCCGAGUCUCUCAGACGGAAAAGCUCAGGAACAAGUUCACCAACAGGAGCCUGAAGAAAUCGAAUGUCGAGCCGGCCACGUUUGCGCCGCAGCAACGCUCGCCGCAGAGCUCGCCAGCCAAACAUCGCACCAAGAAGCAGAUGAAGAUGCGUAGCAUCAUCAGCGAUACGUUCGAUGGCAAGCUUCUCAGCAGCGUGCAGUGCCUGACGUGCGAUCGAAUCUCGACCCGCGUGGAAACCUUCCAAGACUUGUCGUUACCUAUUCCAAGUAGAGAUCACAUCGACAUGCUGCACCAAGGCUCCUUGACCCCGCAGAAGGCUGGCCCAUGCUCAGAUGUAGUCUACGUGACCAAUCAGUCUGGCUGGCUGUCUUGGUUCCUACAAUGGAUGCGCUCGUGGUUCUGGGGACCGGUGGUCAGCCUGCAUGACUGCCUCUCCGCGUUCUUCAGCGCCGACGAGCUCAAGGGUGACAAUAUGUAUAGCUGUGAAAAAUGUAAUAAACUACGCAACGGCAUCAAGUUCUCCAAGGUGUUGGAGCUGCCCGAAAUACUCUGCGUCCACCUCAAGCGAUUCCGCCACGAGCUCAUGUUUAGCUCGAAGAUCGCUAACUACGUAUCCUUCCCGCUCGAGGGCCUCGAUAUGCGACCUUACCUGCACAAAGAGUGCGUGUCCAAGGUCACCACCUACAACCUGAUUUCGGUCAUUUGUCACCACGGCACCGCCGGUGGCGGACAUUACACUUGCUACGCGCUCAAUCACCUCGCCAACAAGUGGUACGAGUUCGACGACCAGUGUGUGACUGAGGUAUCACCCGAGACAGUGAAGCAUUGCGAGGCAUAUGUGCUGUUCUACAAGAAAUGGUCGCCGGAGAUGUUGCAGCUACGCGACAAGUCGAUGGAGUUGAUGGAGAUCUCGUCCCGCGAGCUAUCCGACCUCAACUUCUUCGUCUCCCGACAAUGGAUCAAUCGUUUUAAUACCUUCUCUGAACCUGGACCGAUCGACAACUCAGAUUUCCUAUGCCCGCACGGAGGUGUGAUUCCCGUGAGAACGCAGUUCGUCGACAAGAUCAGCAUGCCCAUACCUCAAGCGGUUUGGGAAUACUUGUAUAAUGCAUUCGGCGGAGGGCCAGCGUGCACACACCUGUACCAGUGUCCGACUUGCGAAGAGAAGUACGAGUCUUUGCAGAAACGCAGGCAAUACGAAAUGGAGCUGUUCCAACGGUUGAAUCACGCCACCGACAAUCCCAUGGCCAUCUACGGACUGGCCAUGGCUUGGCUAAGACAAUGGCAGAGCUUCGUCCGCGGCAAAGAGACACAGCCACCAGGACCAAUCGAUAAUAAUUCCAUCGUUAUAAAUAAGAACGGGCAAACCAGUCUCAAAGUCGGCUCGGACUACGGCCAGAUACCCGAAGAGCUAUGGCAAUUCUUCCUCACGACGUACGGCGGAGGACCAGAGCUAAUGUUGCACUCGUGCCAACGCCCGGUGCCCGCUCAGCCUAAUAUUUCUAUACAUUCCGCGUCGAAUUCGAAUUUAAUAGAUCCGAAUGUUAAAUGUAAUCGCGUAGUAGAGGCUAAGUCCAACAAACUUUGUAUCACUAGAAGCUCGGAAACGAUAUCGCAGCAAGACAGCGCUAUCGAGAGCCUAACUUCGGAUAGUGACUCCCAUCAGACGCAGAGGGACGUGAGUGAGUAAAACUGUCAGAGCUGCGACACGUUCCUUCCGUUGUGAGAAAAUACAUUUCCAUUCGUUCUCUCAAUCUAAAUCUAAUUGUUCCAUUUUUGAGAUCGUAUAUCAUAUACACAUACACAUACGCUCGGUUCGAACAGCUUGGCACUUUCUCGUUCAGAUUCCACACGCAAGACGCGGACAAGAUGAUCCGAAUACUGUGGAACCGAAACAAUCGGUGUCGUUUGUAGUAGUUUGGGGACAACGAGGCGAUCGGAUGACGCAAUCGCGCGGCUAUGAUUCACGUAGAAAAUUUCGAUAAACAAACUAUCAUAAGACAUAAUUACAUUUGAAAAUAAUAUCAUCGUAAGGGAGCCACCGUUACGUUAUUCGAUUGUGCAAUUUCGACUGCAUAAAGUAAGCGCGUUGCGGCAUAGACGGCAUAUUGACUUUGUUCUCGUGAUGAAAGUUGGAGACCAGACUUUUCCUGUUUCGUCACAGGAAUGGGUGGUUCGUUUGAGAGACUCGUGUCCGAGCAAGCCAUCGCUUCGGACGGCGAAAUGAUGUCCGGUCGUUUCGGUUUCCCACGUCGUCUCGAGGCCGCGAGGAGUCGUCGACGGUCAUGUUAUAAUCGUAAGCUAUACGAUUUCAUAGAAAUUACUGAAGAUGAAGUACGGUGGGUGGCAUAGUGUUAUAGUACAAAGGAAAAUUUGUUAUAGACCGUGUAUUAUUUAAAUAUACAGAUAGUAGUUCGUAUUUUUCGCCCAAAGUCUAGGCCGUAAAUGUAACAACCGCGACCUCAUUACAGCGAAUCAGUUUUUCGAUGUUUGUACAUUCGCUGUGAUGGGUGCGCGUGCGCGCACGCCGCGCGCCCAUGCGUGCGUAUGUGCGUGCGUACGGCCCGAUUCGCACCGAUCGUUAGACACGCUGACUCUGGUUUCUCAACUGAUAAUUUCGUGUUAAAUUAUUUCAACGCGCAUGAACGACGAUGCAUAUUGCGUUACACGCGUCACCCGAGCGCGAAUAAUUUAACACAAGUUACCAAUUGCAUUAACAAGUGCGCGUCGAUUCGGCAGGAAAAGAAAGAAAAAGAAGAAGAAAAAACGGUCGGUGCGCAAGCGAGGCCUGUGUCAUUCCUGCACGUGAGGGCUAGUGGAUUCUCUUUUCAUUUCUCGUUCACUCCCGGUCAGCUCAUGUGUACAUACAAAUCUAAUCGUUACUCUUAUAUCUUCUCGUUGGUGGUAGCUUCUUUUAUUUGGACAACACGUGGAAGACUGAUAAAAUGAUUUUAUUUAAAAUGAAAAAAAAAUCGCACGAGUUAACGUGAGAUUGCACGAUUGCACUAGUGGCAACUCGAAUCGCAAGGUCGAACGUGGCACACACGAGAGAACCUUAAUUCACGUUUGUGUUUCUUUCUGAGAGGAGGAACAUUCUCGUUGCGAUUCGGUAGACUCAUUCAGUGCACAUACUUUGUAUGUUGUUUCUUUUUUCUCACGGGUUCCGUUUUAUUACCAAGAAUCGCUCAUCUUUUAACGGCUGCGAUGUCGCGAGUGCAUCGCAGCGCGAAUCUCAAAUGCUCGUUUGAGAAUGAGAAAGGAGAGCACAGUGCAAUUCGACUUGCAUACUCGCGAGGAUGCAAACAGCUGUAAAGUUAAGAUUUAUUGUCCUUAAUCACUAUGGUAAAAGCGAAGAUUCAUAAUAAAAAUGCGGAUUGGUUUCUUUAUUUAUUAAAA